UAUGUCAGUGUCAUUGAAAGUUAUUGUUUGUGAUGGAUGGUGAUUUCUUAUUUCCUCCAGUUUGUUUUUAUUUGCUUUUUGCUGGAGUUUGUUAGAUUAAUGGUGGUUAAUCCUUAUUCAAUUCAAUAAUUUAACAGGGGUUAUUCAUAUAUAUAACGCCAAUAUGUCACGAGAAACAGAAGAUGAAGCAGAGAUCCUCGAAAAUGUCACAGAAGUUGUAGAUGGAUUAGCGAAAGAAUUGAAGGAGCUGUACUCAUUUAGAGAUCUAUUUUUUGAGAACCAUCCUUUGGAAAUGGCGCGAGAAAAGAAUAAAUAUGUGGAAGAAAAGAAAAAUGUUCUUGUUGAGAAGUUUGAGGCUAUAAAUGUGGAUACCCAAAUACCAUUCUCACUUCGUGCCCAAUUCCUGUAUAUGAAGGGCCGGUGCUAUAAUAUCAGCAUCACCUAUGACCCCAGAGCCACCCAGUGCCUCAGCAAAGCUGUCAAGUUGAACCCGCGCCUGGUUGAUGCAUGGAAUGAGCUUGGGGAGUGUUACUGGAAGAAUAUGAAUGUGAAGGAGGCAAAGGCCAGUUUUGAAGGAGCUCUCAAGCAUGAAAGAAAUCGUCUAUCACUUCGCUGUCUGUCAAUAAUACUUCGACAAGAAAACGGUGAUCAAAAGCGCAGUGAAGCCUCGCAAGCUAUCCUCAAAAGUGUGGAGUUUGCCAAGGAAGCAGUUGCACUGGACAUCAAAGAUGGUGUGUCGUGGUCGGUGUUGGGCAACGCAUACCUGUGCCAGUUCUUCCUCGUGGCGCAGGAGCCCGCCACGCUGAAGUUGUGCAUGAGCGCCUACAAGCAGGCCUGGCUCGACCCCGUGGCUAAGGGCCAACCCGACUUGUAUUACAACAAGGGAGUGGCAUUAAAAUACGAAGAACAAUACGCUGAAGCGCUAGAGAAUUUCGAGUACGCGUGUCGAUUGGACCCGCCGUGGGAGACUCCCAAACAAGAACUGUCGAAGCUGACCCAGUACUUGAUUGCGGCCAACGACCUCGUCCGGACUAAGGGAAAGAUCAAGACGAAGAAACUAACUCAAAUGGUGCAGAGCAUAGACAAAAAGAUGCUCGGCGCGUACGCAUCAGGGACAUUCCAUACAUUCGGCGCCCGCAAAGACGUGUCUCUGGACUACGCGCGGCUGGAUCAGCUACAAAAUGGCGCCAAUGAAUGCAAAGUUAUACUUGGAAAGGUCGUAGGCUCCAUACAUAAUGAGAACUCUGUGCCUUUCACGUUCGCGAUAGUGGAUUCCAGUAUGGAGUGCGUGUGCGUGACCGUGUACAACUGGGCGCACGGCCGCGGCGCCAUCAUCGGCGACUGCGUCUGCGUGCCCGAGCCGCUUCUCACUGUACACCAGCAUGACUCACCCACACUGCAAUACUCAUUCAAAUCUAUCCGCCUGAACAACCCUCUGCUGAUGCUGGUGAACGGCAAGCGGGUGUCGCGCAACCAGUUCGCCAGCACCCAGGUGUCCAGCACCUACGAGCUGCAAUGACCCCAGUACUGCCCUCUGCAGGUGCCGCAUAGGGACACAGUGAUACAGUGAAGUGAAGUGAAGAUAAUUCUAGUGUUGUGAAAGUGAAGUAAUGAUAGUUCCAGAAUAGUGAAGGAUAGAAAUCUGUCCAUUCUUUUACUUCAACGGAAGAAAGUACUAUACAUGUGAAUCAAAUUGGUAUACAAACUCAUGGUUUUGAACCAAGAACCUUUCGAUCACAGGCUCCUAAUCUAACCUACCUAACUUAUCUUUACCAAUGGACCGCCACGUUAGUACCGUUAAUGUUGUGAUAAAAAAUGGUCUACAAGUGCACUACUAUACUAUACACAUAAGUAUACUAUACGUGCACACUCUGUCCCGUUCCUUGUUUGUCGUCUAGAAAUCCGCGCUAAUUUUAUCAGAUGCAAAAUUUCAUAAAAUGAUAGUUGGUCUGAAUAUCCGAACUAUUUUUUAAUUUUUGUAGAAAAAAGGGUCCCUCUGAAUGUUGGAACAAUUUUCAAUGUUUGUAAAAAUUAUAUUGUGUUUAUGUAAUUUAAAAGAAUCAAGUAUGUAAAUGGUUUCAAAUGGCGUUGGUGCUUAAAGUGUUGAUAAAAUAUCUGUGAUUUGAGGAAGGAAGCUCAGUAGUUAGAUAUGUGGUUAAUCCAGACAUGAUUACAUGGUUCUAAAUAUUUGAAAUAAUACUUGUCUUGUGAUUUUUUUAAAUCAAUAACAAAUAAAUGUUAAAAUUAAAAAUACGAACACUGAUUUCAUAAAAAUUAUAACUAACAUUGAAAAUAAAAUAAAUAAUUCACAAAAACUCACAUAUCUUUAAAACAUAUUACUAAGUAUUUUAUUUUUACAUAUAUGCUAUUUAAUGUUUUAAUAAAAUUAUUUUUUUUUUUUUAGGUAGGUACUAGAAAACAAAAGGAACCAUGAUUUGUAUUUUUAUUAAAGAAUACACUUUAAAAACUCCAUCUCACUAAUAUUAAAGGAUAAGUUUGUGAGUAUGUUUGUUACUUCUUCAAAUUCUGGGCAAAUUCUUAUAAAAUUUAUUUUGGCUUUAUUAAGUAGAUUAUGCAUAAAUUUGUAAGGUAAUUUUAAUACGCGGGUGACACCGCAGCGUGCAGCUAGUCAAUAAUAAAAACAUCUUUGCACAUUUGAAACUAAAUACGUAUUUAUAACAGAAUGAAUUUGUAUUGUAAUAAAGAUUUAAAGUGUGUAUUUAAAUAAAAAUACAUGUCGACAUUGUGUAUAUUUCAAUAACUGAGCAAAUUUAGUAUGAGUAUGUAAUGAUUGUAUAGACCUAUAUUAGUAUUUGCUAAUAUGCUAAUAUGGGUUCGUGAAGAUUUUGUAUUGAAUAAAUAUAAGUAGGCAUUAAAUUGUGAUAUGUUUGUUUGGUUAAAGUAUGUAUGUAUUUUUAGGAUAGCAUUAUAUGGCAACUAAUUAUGGUAUAAUUGUGUGACAAAUAUAUGAGUUGUAGUCAAUGAGUAAAUGCCAGUAGGUAUGCAGGGUUAAAUCUUAAUUUCUUUGAGCAAUCAAGUUUUAAAAUAACCAAUAGGUUAUUUUCAAAAAAACCAGUGUCAAAGUCUCUAUAUAAAAGUUGGGUUUUCACUCGACUACUGGGGGAAACAUUAAGAUUAAACCCAUAUUUUAAAACAAAACAACUACAUUUUCUGAUUACAGCAUCUUAUGUGGUAUAUGCUGACCAGUGAAAUAUUAUAUCAAUAAUGCUUCUUUAUUAAAACUAACUUAACUUUAUUUAAAGUAUUUUAUAUAACUUAUGUAUUAUCUUAGAGAUAACGAAUUAAAUUCGUAAUAAAAUUAUAGACAAAUGUACAACUUGGUCGAAAUUUUGUACUAUCUGCAAUAGAUAACUAUUAAAUUUGGUACUAAAAUAUUUUCACUUAUUUAAAUAAUAUGCUUACAAAUAAUGCAUGCCUCAAAGUCAGAACUGUUCAACUUAUGUUGUAUCUUAUCUUUAUAUUAUCUACACCAUAUAACUUCACAAUAAUUUUGCAAUAAAAUUGUGUUUUAGUCUGUC
Messenger RNA from Plodia interpunctella (Indianmeal moth), 3539 nucleotides. Its product is annotated as tetratricopeptide repeat protein 5-like. NCBI's taxonomy places the organism in Eukaryota, Metazoa, Arthropoda, Insecta, Lepidoptera, Pyralidae. The transcript has 9 exons. The record is from RefSeq and is a predicted model, not a curated record. Gene Ontology annotation, molecular function: protein binding. The coding region runs from base 164 to 1519 and encodes 451 amino acids.